CAAAAUUCGGUGACAAAGUUAAUGGUUUGAUGGUUUUUGCACAAAAAGAAUGUGGUAGUACCGUAAUAUCAGGUAUUUUCCGGGAUGGAUUAGUAGACCCUGAAAUGAAUAAUUACACUUUUGUUGUCCAAGAACCUUGUGGUAAAGCAAGAGACAUCACAAAAGAUUUGAACAUUAAAUUUGUUAAUGGUGGAACGGAUCCUUUCACUGCUGUGAUCC
Messenger RNA from Scutellospora calospora, 219 nucleotides. The record is from the annotation of a GenBank genome assembly. Lineage: Eukaryota; Fungi; Glomeromycota; Glomeromycetes; Diversisporales; Gigasporaceae.